CCUUCCCUUCCGGGCCCUGGAGGAGGCGCUGAAGGCGCUUGAUCUGGUAGAACUUCAGAAGGAGUUGGAUAAAAGCCUGAGCCUCUUCCCGGAGAAUCCUUCCGUGUGGGUCAAAGACUUGGCUGGAUAUCUGAACUACAAGUUGCAGGCCCCAAAGAGUGACCCCACCCUCAGCCCGCACCCUCACGACUAUCCCUAUUGCCUUGUGAGCAAAGAGCUGAGGAGCAUCAUCAAGUCCCUCCUGGCGAAGGCUGUGGGUGUGCUGGAGCUGUUCUUUGACCACUGCCUUUACACAAUGUUGCAAGAGCUGGACAAGAGUCCUGGGGAGUCGCUGCACGGCUACAGGAUCUGCAUACAGGCUGUGCUGUUGGACAGGCCUAAAGUGGCCACGGUGAACUUGAGCAAGUAUCUCGAGUUGCUGAGGUCCCAUCAGAACCGGCCAGCUAAAUGUCUCACAGUCAUGUGGGCCUUGGGGCAAGCUGGAUUUGCUGAUCUUACAGAAGGACUUAAAGUGUGGCUCGGCAUUAUGCUCCCUGUUCUGGGCAUGAAAUCUCUCUCUCCGUACGCCAUCACCUACUUGGACCGGCUGCUAAUGAUGCAUCCCAACUUGACAAAAGGCUUUGGCAUGCUAGGACCUAAAGACUUCUUCCCUCUCUUGGACUUCGCCUUCAUGCCCAACAACUCCUUGUCCCCCAGCCUGCAAGAGCAGCUCCGGCAGUUGUAUCCCCGCCUGAAGGUGCUGGCCUUUGGGGCGAAGCCCGAGACUGUCCUGCACACCUACUUCCCUUCCUUCCUCUCCAGGACCAUCCCCAGCUGCCCCGCUGGCAUGAGGAAAGAGCUGCUGAGCUGUCUGGCCGAGUGCCUCAGCCUGGAUCCUCUCAGCUUCAGUGUCUGGAGGCAGCUGUACAUCAAACACCUCUCGCAGUCAAGCCUGCUCCUGAAUCACUUUUUGGAGACCUGGGACAACACUUCCAAAAAGGUGCGAAAGUCUUUACAGGAAACGGUUCAUUCCUUCAAAGUCACGAACGAAGAGCUGGCCGCGAAAGGCCCCAACGGCGCUCAGGACGUAGCUGCCUGCAGUGCCGCCUGCAAGAACCUGCUGCUCAAGAUGAAAGCCGGCGGGUUCCCUUGGCCUCGGCUGCUGCUCAUCGCCCUCGUCUUCACCGCCGGGUUUCUCAUGCACGACGUCCGGACCCACGGCUCCUUCCAAGCUUCGGCCUCUGCACGUGCCUUCCGCUCUUCCGGCCUCCUGUCGGCAUCCCAGCAAGCCUGGAGCAAAGUUUCCCAUUUCUCUGUCGAAGGGUACAGCUGGCUGGAAGCCAACGUGCCGCUCUACUACUCUCAUGUGGCCAAGGCGCUGGGACCGAACCUGGAGCUGGUCUGGGCCAAGACAAACGAAACGGCCACCUACAUCUCCGGGAAGUGCUCCACUCAGCUAGCCUGGCUCAGAGACAACCUCCCCAGGCUCGUCGAAUGGCUGCAGACCAGGCUCCCGGAUUCUGUGCUGCACGGAGCGGAGUGCCUCAAGGAGCUGCUGCUCUUCCUCAUGCGGAACUACUUCCUGCCUGCCGUGGACUACGUUGCGGAGUCGCUGGAGGGCGCCUGGAGCCUCUGGGUGGCUUCCUGCAAUGGCGAAGGCUCCUGGGACUGCGUAAGGAAACAGCUGACCAGCUUCACCCAUUCCUCUUGGACCUACCUGCAGGCUGCGACAGUGGCCGUCAAGGACUGGGCCGUGGCCACCAUCUCUGGGCACUAGCAGUGGCCAUGGGCUCAGGAGUUGGGGGUGAGGUUAGGGUCGCUGCUCUCUGGCUGCCGGGGAACGUGCCCAACUGCUGCGUGUUCCAAGGGCCAGGGA
Molecule: messenger RNA, 1855 nt
Organism: Elgaria multicarinata webbii
Lineage: Eukaryota; Metazoa; Chordata; Lepidosauria; Squamata; Anguidae
Gene: TMEM214
Product: transmembrane protein 214
Exons: 17
Coding region: 296-1756 (486 amino acids)
Cellular component (GO): Golgi apparatus; endoplasmic reticulum
Source: RefSeq, a predicted model, not a curated record